AUGGCUAAACCAGUGAAGCGCCAGACUCACUGCUUCGCGCCCGGAUGCUCUACCGGGUACGUUUCAGCCCGAAAGGCAGGUGUAAAAAGGUCUGUUUUUACCGUACCGAACGAUGAGGACCGGUUGAAAGCAUGGCAGCGGUACGUUCCACGUGGUGACAAACUGCUAGACCGAACUGCAGUCCUGUGCCAGUUACACUUCGAGCAACGGUUUAUUGUGAGAGAUUACACCCACAUCGUGAAUGGUGAAGUUGUGAAGAUUCCUCGCGGCCGCCCAUGCCUUACCGACGAUGCAAUACCGUCGAUCUUCCCAAACACGCCGAGUUAUCUCUCUAAAAAGCUUCCUCAGAAGCGCAGCUCCCGGACAUCGAGAGGAGAAGUGCUCGGCAAAAAAAAAAAAAAAGAGGUGACAACGAACGGUGAACGUGUUCCCGACGCGUCGUGUACAGUGGAAAAACUGGAGCAUAUGAAAGGUGAGAAGCUCCCAAGCAAAUACUGGUCGAUGUGCCUACUUGCGGAUGCCCCGAACGCUGUUGCGUUUACUGUUUGUGCUCAAGAUGGUGAUAGUGUGUGCUUCAAGAAACUGGUGUUGUGCUCUGCCGAGGAUACUUGCUAUCAUUGUGUAGUGUUUGUGCAAGGGAAAGUUGUAAAAAAAGUGGACGUGUUUGAUGUGAAUGCUGUGGAAAGCCUCCUCCACUCCAUCAACGAGAUGGUUGUGUGCUCCGGUUUUGAGCAAGGGGCUAUUCCACUGAAGCGGCUUAACAGUUCCAAUCAAUCAAAAUACAGAACGCAUGGAAACAAGUUGUACAGCAAAAGUUGCUCAGGGCACAAAAUUAUGGCCUUCAAGAUUAACUUCGAGCGCUCAGACGUAGCAAGCGCCGUCAUGCGGGUGGUUCGGCGUUGGCGGCUCGAUGGCUUGAUCACGCGCGCGCAAGCAUACGGUGGCCGCGGUGGGUUUGUGCGACCAUUGCCUUCUAGAUUUCCCUUGCCUGCCGAAUGA
Molecule: messenger RNA, 999 nt
Organism: Rhipicephalus microplus (southern cattle tick)
Lineage: Eukaryota; Metazoa; Arthropoda; Arachnida; Ixodida; Ixodidae
Source: RefSeq, a predicted model, not a curated record